AUGAAAUUUAAAACUGUAGCAGCUUUACUGGACGGUGUGCACACAGAUUUUGUAGCGUCGGUUUUCGAGGAUACUACCUUUAUUGCGGUCACUCAAAAUUCAAAACUGGGAACGUUGUAUCUGGUUAAGCCAGAAUCUUGUACAUUGGAAGAUCAAGGAUACGACAUAAAAGUGCUAUUUGGCCGAGAAGACGAUAAUCAAACUUCGAGUAUUGUUAGUUUAAUGCGAGCAUUAAACGUUAACAGCAGAACUAUUAUUUCUCUUAUGAUUGAAAACACUAACUUCAGAACUUUAAGAGCUGUACAACAGGUCUUAUCUACACUGAUUUAA
This is a messenger RNA of Macrosiphum euphorbiae (potato aphid), 330 nucleotides long. NCBI's taxonomy places the organism in Eukaryota, Metazoa, Arthropoda, Insecta, Hemiptera, Aphididae. The record is from the annotation of a GenBank genome assembly.